This is a messenger RNA of Mugil cephalus (flathead mullet), 1990 nucleotides long. RefSeq names its product serine dehydratase-like (gene sdsl). Gene Ontology annotation, biological process: L-serine catabolic process; L-threonine catabolic process. The transcript is spliced from 11 exons. The coding region runs from base 180 to 1778 and encodes 532 amino acids. NCBI's taxonomy places the organism in Eukaryota, Metazoa, Chordata, Actinopteri, Mugiliformes, Mugilidae. Gene Ontology annotation, molecular function: pyridoxal phosphate binding; threonine deaminase activity; L-serine ammonia-lyase activity. The record is from RefSeq and is a predicted model, not a curated record.
UGCUGUUGGUGACCCGUGUCAUUGCCAAAAUAAACUGGGUGGCUGUUUAUUUUUUGUUAUUUGUAUUUUGCAAAUUGUCAAUAAAGUUUUUGGAGGGGAUAAAAAACAUUCAGGGACGCGUCAACACGGUCGCCAUCUUGGGCAGGGGAUUCUGACCAGUGUAUCAGACUAACACUAAAAUGCCACACUUUUGUGCCGCUUACGGAUGUUCCCACGAAAGAAACGCCAAAACUAAGCAACAAGGAAUAACAUUUCACAAGUUUCCUAAAGAUAAAUCGAGGAGGCAGGCAUGGACAGCAGCACUCAGGAGGAGAGCUUUUGUGCCAAAGGAGCACUCAGUCGUCUGCAGCUGUCAUUUCAAACCAGAAGACUUUGACAGGACUGGACAGUCAACUCGUUUAAGGGAAGGAGUGAUACCGUCAGUUUUUAAUUUUCCUGACCAUCAUUGCAAAGUGCCCAGUAGACGUAGGUUGAAAAGGACGUCACCUCAGGCAGCGGCAGAAUAUCAGCAAUCACGUUCGCGUUCGCCUGUCAACGGACUUGGAGAAGUCAACCUCAGUGAGAAGUCACCGUCAGUGAGGCUCAGUCAGGAUCACCAGUAUGCCUUUGUCCCAGUCCAAGCAAAACAGAAGUUGAUCGAAGCUCUCAAGAAGCUGGAGGCGUCGCAGCGGACCAUAAGAAAUGCCAGGGACAGAGAAAGAAGGCAGAAAAAGGCUAUGAAAUUCCUGCUAGAUGAUUUGAAAAAUAAACAAUUGCUAACGGAUAAUCUGCAGCAGAAACUCGACAGCUACUCUGUUUUUGAAGAAACCAUGGCUGAGCAUUUCCAUGUCAACACUCCUCUGCUGGAGAGUACCAGCAUGUCCAAGCUGGCAGGAACCCCGGUGUAUCUGAAGAUGGAGAACUCGCAGCCCUCUGGUUCAUUCAAGAUCAGAGGCAUUGGACACCUCUGCCAGCAGCUCGCCAGCCAGUCCAGAGGAGUUGUCUGCUCUUCAGGUGGUAAUGCAGGCAUGGCUGCAGCCUAUGUAGCCAGGAAAAUGGGUGUGCCUGCUACUAUCAUAGUCCCCUCCUCUACCCCUCAGCUGGUGGUCCAGAGGCUCCAGGAUGAGACGGCAACUGUCAAAAUAGUGGGCAAGGUUUGGGAUGAUGCUAAUGCAGAGGCUCUGAGACUGGCAGAAACCGAAGGACUCAUCUAUGUUCCUCCGUUUGAUCACCCCCUGUUGUGGCAAGGCCACGCCAGUGUGAUCACAGAGGUUGCUGCCUCGCUGGGUCCCAGUGUGAAACCCGGAGCUGUGCUGGUGUCCGUGGGUGGAGGGGGGCUCCUGUGCGGGGUCGUCCAGGGCCUGAAGGACGCAGGUUGGAAUGACGUGCCGAUUAUCGCCAUGGAGACAGUGGGGGCAGACUGUUUCAACGCUGCGGUCAAGGCGGGGAGAGUGGUCACUUUGGACGACAUCACCAGUGAAGCUAAAUGUCUGGGAGCAAAGACAGUUUGCAAGAAAGCCUUUGAAUACAGCCAGAGCAGCGAGGUGACCAUCAUCUCCGAAGUGGUGACUGACCAACAGGCUCUGAAUGCCGUCCAAAGAUUCCUAGAUGAGGAGCGGGUGUUGGUGGAGAUGGCGUGUGGAGCAGCGCUAGCAGCCAUCUACAGUGGACUUACCCUCAGAUUACAGGAUGAAGGCCGCCUGUCCCCUCUUUCAGGCCCCCUGCUGGUGAUUGUUUGCGGUGGCAGCGGCAUCAACAUGGAGCAACUGACCAAACUCAAACACAAACUCCAGCCAUGAACAGGUGUAUGAGAGUAGGUGUGUACGUGCGUGUGCAGGGAGAGAGUAUGUAACCAUGACAAAAACCCUAUGUCUGUGAAUGGUGAUUGGGAAGAUGAAUGAAUGGAUUUCUGGUAGAAGAAAAGAGAAAUUAAUGAAUUAGUUGUUAAUAUUUCUGUGUCAAUUUUAGAAAUGCAACAACAUGAUUCAAAUAAAACUCUAAGUAUAAAUUA